AUGCAUCCUGGAAUUUUCAAUUUUAAAGAGAAAUUAGGCUUAGAAAAGUGGGUUGGAAAUUCGGCGCAUGGUAAAUUAUCAAGAUGGAUCCAAGAUUUACAUCUAUUUCAAGGUCUUGCAAUUAACAAAUCAUAUGAAAUAGAAAGUAGCAAGAAAUUUGCCAUUAAAUUUAUUGAAGUUCCCACAAUAAAUUUAAGAGAUGAAUCUUAUUUUGAGCUAAUAAAUCCGACAACAAGAUUGGAGGAGAUUUUAAUAUCCAAUAAUAUUUUUUCAAUUAAAAAUGUUAGAAACUUUCCGUUUAUUAAAAAUGACGAUAUUAGUGACAAGGAUUAUAUUCAUUUAAUAAUUAAGUAUGAGCAAUAUGAGAUUUUUAUAAGUAGGGAUCAGAUAAAACCUUUGGAAGAAUUUAUUGAUGCCAUAGAAAAUGCACUUAAAAGUAUGAAACCAUUUAAUGCCUUACAAGAUGUUUUUAAUGUAUAUGGACAUUUAUUCCCAUUAAGAAUUAUCUUGGGGAAAUCUCUUAAAAAUAUUUUAACCACACAGCUUUUUGGUACGUUUGAAAAGAUUAAUUCAAAAUUACCCAUGUCUUCCUUAAAAUCAUAUUUGAAUAAUUUAAAUAUUACAUACCUUACAACACAAAAAGGCGAUGUUAUUGAAGAUAAUGAUCGCUUGAGAAUUAUAAUGACUGGAAUAAAUGAUUUGAAAGAUUUGAAUAUAGAUAAUAUCGAACAUUAUAAACGAAUAAAUAUAGAAUCAUCAUUGGAAGAUGAAAAUUACCAAGUAUUUGGAUCAAUUAUUACAAAAGAUAAUAUAAAGUCAUUAGAUUUUGUUGCAAGAUUUAGGCUGUUCUAUGUUAAUGGAUUUUCUGCAAUGAUAAAACCUUUACGAAGAUCGGCGGCCGAUAUCAGAACGUGUUACAUUUUAUGGAAAUCCUUUGAAAUUGUCGGAGAUACCAUUCUUAUCGAUGCAUACUAUCCAUCAACAAAUUAUGAGCCCCAUAGAAUUAUCAAGUUAGUUGAGUGGGAAGAUGAAGUUAUUCAUGUUCAAUUAAUUAAUGAAUCAAGUUCGGAUAGUUCCGAAGUUAAACAUGUGGGAAAUAUUGAUUCUUUAACAUCUGCUAAUAUCAACCUACGGGUGUGA
This is a messenger RNA of Funneliformis caledonium, 1140 nucleotides long. The record is from the annotation of a GenBank genome assembly. NCBI's taxonomy places the organism in Eukaryota, Fungi, Glomeromycota, Glomeromycetes, Glomerales, Glomeraceae.